Molecule: messenger RNA, 1614 nt
Organism: Oppiella nova
Lineage: Eukaryota; Metazoa; Arthropoda; Arachnida; Sarcoptiformes; Oppiidae
Source: the annotation of a GenBank genome assembly
AUGCAGACUAAAGACAUCUCUGUGUCGGACAUCAAAGUCAGUGACAUGUGCUUUGGAGGUGACGGCAAUCACAAAUACCUGACUCUCAAGUAUACGGACAUCGACUACACCAUCUUCAGCGACGGGGCCCGACAUGUGUGGGCCGGACGCUCGCCAUACCUGAGGGACACCUACCGAUACACACCACUCAUUGCCGCACUUCUUGUGCCUAAUAUCACUCUAUGGCCACAGUUUGGGAAAGUCUUGUUUUCGGUGUUGGAUGUCGUGACCGGCGCUCUUGUCUAUCACAUCUGUGGCCACCAUUUGGACCAACGAAGAGCCAAAUGGUGUGCCAUUAUAUGGCUCUACAAUCCNGACGUUUCAUACGUGAAUAAGUUCUACAACUUCUGGUAUGACUUCGACUCGUGGCGGGAGUACUCGUGGUUGGACGAGGAGGAGAAGGAAAAGGGAGAGAAUCGGGAGGAGAGGCGAUGGAUGGAGAAGCAGAACAAAGCCGCGAGGGCUCAGCGCAAGAAGGAGGAGAUGCAACGCAUGCGACAACUCGUCGACAACGCCUACCAAUGCGACCCUCGGAUCGCGCGAUUCAAAGAGGAGGAGAAGCAGAAAAAGUUGUCCCAAAAGUUGGCGAAACAACAGUCCAUUCGUGAGAAACAGUUAGAAGAGGAGCGACUGAAACGAGAGGCCGAAGAGAAGCAAAGGUUAGAGAAAUUGGAAAAAGAGAAUGAAUUGAAGGCUAAGAAGAAUGAGGAGAAGAAACAGAAAGAGUUUGUGAAGAAACAGAUCCGAAAAGAGCGCAAACUAUUGGAGACUAUGUUUGAAACAUACGAUUAUUUCGCCAAAAAUGAGUCCAAAAGAAUUGAUAAUUUGAAAGAAUUCGACAAAAUUAUCAAAAUCUAUAGUUUAGAAGAAUUGCAAACAUUUCGAGAAGAGUUCUCGCGAUUAGAGAGCGAAGACUCGAAACGAGACUUUUUCCUCAAGAAAAUCGAUGAUUUGAACUCAAAGUUAGAUUCGGAGCGCAUCGGCCUCUCGUCGGCCAAUAACUCAACCAAUGGUCAGACGAAUAACAUUUCAUCCAAAAAGAACUGGAGUUACGAUGACAUCCAACUGCUGAUCAAAGCUAUUAAACUAUUUCCUGCGGGAACUCCAGACCGAUGGGCAGUGAUUGCGAAGUGGGUUAACGAUAAAUCCACGUCUGGAGUGGUUAGAAACCAUAGGGACGUCAUCGCCAAAGCUAAGGAUUUACAGAAUAACGAUCAGUCGCAAUCGCUUAAAGAAGAGGCCAAUAAGAAUGCUUACAAAAAACUGGACGAUUCGCACGCAAACAAGACAACAGCGCCGGUAGUCUCGGAUACAUCGACUCCGAGUCAGAGGUUUGACGCGCCGCGCACUUUGGUUGACCUGAACGCCAACCCCUGGAAUAACGAGGAACAGCAGCUCUUAGAGCAGGCGAUGAAGACAUACCCGACAUCACUGGGCAUCGAGAGAUGGGAUCUGAUCUCGAAGUGCAUCCCAAACCGAUCGCGAACUGAUUGUAUCGCAAGAUAUAAAUAUUUAGUGGAUUUAGUGAAAUCCAAGAGAGACGCCAAGACUGCUAUUCACACGAAUAAGAAAUGA